Pongo pygmaeus (Bornean orangutan) is the source of this 921-nucleotide messenger RNA. RefSeq lists its product as uncharacterized. The coding region runs from base 1 to 630 and encodes 209 amino acids. The record is from RefSeq and is a predicted model, not a curated record. The transcript has 4 exons. NCBI's taxonomy places the organism in Eukaryota, Metazoa, Chordata, Mammalia, Primates, Hominidae.
AUGGGGAAGUAUUGGAAAAUUCCCUGCACCCAAGCAGAGGAACACAGGACCUUGAGUGAACAACAGAGAAGAAAUGUGUUUGCUUCCUGUAUCUUCUGUGUAGUGAAGGGCAUCACCACUCACCAGUUGACAAAGCCGGACAGAAGUCAAAAUGGACAACCCCUGACAUUGAGUGAAUUGCCUGCGCUGAGCCCUUUUGAGCUCUCCACCUCCGUGGCUGAUCUUUUCUGCCCUGCUGAAUCUCCUCUCAGAUUCCUGGACCCCCCUCUUUCUGAGGUAUCUUCACCCUCAGCAAUCCUCCUGAAAGAUGCUCAUCCUGAUUGCAGCACUAUUCACAAUAGCAAACAUGUGGAACCAACCCAGAUUCCCAUCAAUGAUAGACUGGAUAAAGAAAAUGUGGCACAUAUACACCAUGGAAUACUACGCAACCAUAAAAAGGGUGGCCAAAUGUCCAGGAUGAGCAUUCUGUGGAAACAGAAGACGAAAAUACAAAUAUGUCCAGGAAAAUGCUGCCAGCGGCACAAUAUCUACUGCAUUUUUCUUUCAGGGCUAAGGAAUUGGGUUACUUUGUGCCCCGCCUCUGCCCGCAGGGAAGACCAUUCCUGGAUUUACCCUUCCAGGGAGCAAUAGAAGCGGAUCCGGCAUAAAGUGGGGGACACGACUCCCCUUACACUCCCAGCACAUCUCCUGGGCUGAGGCCAUCUCAAAUUGGAAGACCAGCUUUCCAAAGCAAGUCUCCUCCACAUCAUGAAGGAGAAAAAGAUGAAACAUUUGAUGCCCUGAUGGUAAUAGGAUCAUAGAUUCAAAAACAUGAGGGAGGUGGGGCUGGACAAAGUCUUUAGGAGACUGCUGAAUUGUUGACUUUAUUCCAAGUCAGGAUCCCGAGUAAUCACUGAGCCUCAGUAUAAUUAUAUGCACAUG